Messenger RNA from Copidosoma floridanum, 1159 nucleotides. It is a transcript of the gene nac, whose product is annotated as GDP-fucose transporter nac. Lineage: Eukaryota; Metazoa; Arthropoda; Insecta; Hymenoptera; Encyrtidae. The record is from RefSeq and is a predicted model, not a curated record.
UCGACACAUCAGCUAUAACCUUAUAAUCAACGUAAAAUUAGAUUAUUAUAAUAGUUUUUAUGAGUUGACAAAAAAAAAUUACUACUAAGUACAAUGAUUCAAAACAAAGAAAUUUUGUUUAAAUAUUUGUAUAUAGCUUUUGUAGUGACACUGUACUGGUUUAUUUCUAUAUUGACAGUAUUUGUUAAUAAAACACUAUUAUCUGGUGAAAACUUACAUCUUGAUGCUCCUUUAUUUGUUACUUGGUGCCAAUGCAUUACAUGUGUUGUCAUUUGUCUUUCUAUAAAAGGGCUUUCAAAUAUAUUUCCACAGUAUUUUUAUUUUCCAAAUGGAAGUCCCUUUUGUCACCAAACUAUUAAAAGGCUAUUACCAUUAUCCAUACUAUUUACUGGAAUGAUCGUAACCAAUAAUUUAUGUUUAAAAUAUGUUGGAGUUGCAUUUUACUAUAUUGGAAGAUCUCUCACGACCGUUUUCAAUGUGGUAUUUACUUACAUAAUUUUAGGAGAAAAAACUUGUGGUAAAAUUAUUUUGUGUUGCUUUAUAAUUAUCUUUGGGUUUUGGUUGGGUGUCGAUCAAGAAAAUGUUGCUGGAACAUUUUCUUUAGUAGGAACAUUUUUUGGAGUUCUUGGAUCAUUGACACUAUCGCUGUACUCAAUCCAGACUAAAAAGGUGCUUCCAUAUGUAGACCAAGAAAUUUGGCUGCUAUCUUACUACAACAAUGUUUAUAGUGUUGUAUUGUUCAUUCCUUUAAUACUCAUUAAUGGUGAAUUGACUGUUUUGUAUAAUUACGACAAACUAGGUGAUCUUGAUUUCUGGAUUGCCAUGAUCAUUGGUGGUGUGUGUGGAUUUGCAAUAGGGUAUGUGUCAAUGUUACAAAUCAAAGUUACUUCUCCUUUAACUCAUAAUAUCAGUGGUACAGCAAAAGCUUGUGUACAGACUGUUCUUGCCACUCACUGGUACAAUGAAGACAAACCAUUAUUAUGGUGGUUGAGUAAUGUUAUUGUUUUGCUAGCAAGUGCUGCUUAUGCUAGAAUAAAACAACUUAGCAUGCACAGUACUCACACUAAACAGUCGUUGAUAACGAAAUCGUGAUAAACAAAAAAAGUUUGUGAUAUUUUCUUUAUAAAUACUGAGUUAUCUGUGAAUUAUUUAAGUUAAA